AAUACAUAAAUAAAGAUUACAACAAUCGCCGUAGCUGUAGCGGGAGUAGCAGACAGCUGUCACACAUUUUCUACUCCUACCUGGCAGGUUCUGUGUAUUUAUGAGGAGCGGCAAAGAAUGAUGCACAAGAUUAUAAAGUAUGGUUUGCACAGAGCCCCUCAUGGCAUGGCCCGUUCGUCGAGCUGGGCAGCGACGCAGACUAUCUUACAAAAAGAACUGGAAUCAAUCAAGGAAGCAGGAACUUACAAGUCUGAGCGCAUCAUCACCACUAUGCAAGGUUCUGCCAUCAACGUUGAGGGACGCACGCAGAAAGUGCUCAAUUUCUGCGCCAACAACUAUUUGGGCUUGUCUAGCCAUCCUGCUGUGAUUGAAGCUGGAAAAAGGGCCCUGGAUGAGUAUGGGGCUGGUCUCAGCUCUGUGCGCUUCAUCUGUGGAACCCAGGACAUCCACAAGAUACUGGAACGCAAGAUCGCAAAAUUUCACGGCCGAGAGGACGCCAUCCUGUACGCAAGCUGCUUUGACGCCAACGCCGGAAUCUUCGAGGUCCUGUUGACUCCCGAAGACGCCGUGCUCUCCGAUGAACUCAACCACGCCUCAAUCAUAGACGGAAUUCGUUUGUGUAAAGCGCAGAAGUACCGUUACAAGCACAGAGACAUGGCAGAUCUUGAAGCGAAGUUGAAAGAAUCUCAGACAACUGCGAGGCAGAGACUGAUUGUCACCGACGGGGUCUUCAGCAUGGAUGGUAACGUAGCGCCAUUGGGAGACAUAUGUGACCUGGCAGAAAAAUAUGACGCUAUGGUGUUUGUCGAUGAGUGUCACGCAACCGGUUUCUUUGGAAAGACCGGAAGGGGCACAGAAGAGUACUUUGGCAUAGCAGGAAGGGUAGACAUCAUCAACUCUACGUUGGGAAAGGCGCUUGGCGGAGCAGCAGGGGGGUACACGACGGGCAAGCGAGAGCUCGUUGACCUCCUGCGGCAGAGGUCGCGUCCCUAUCUGUUCUCAAACUCUCUUCCGCCGCCCGUGGUCGAGUGUGCUUCUAAGGUGUUUGACAUGUUACUGAGCAGUUCAGAGCUCACAGAGAAAGUGGCACAGAACACAGAACGUUUCCGUUCCAAGAUGAAGGCUGCCGGCUUUACGAUAUCCGGGGACCAACACCCAAUCAGCCCAGUGAUGCUCGGAGAUGCGAAACUGGCAGGCGUAUUUGCUGACGAGAUGCUCGACAAAGGAAUCUAUGUCAUCGGCUUCAGCUACCCUGUUGUCCCAAAAGGCAAGGCAAGGAUCAGGGUUCAGAUCUCAGCUGCACACUCAACGGAGGAUAUCGACAGGACCGUAGAUGCCUUCGUAAGCGUGGGCAAGAAGCUGAAGGUCGUCUCGUGAUGGACGCUGCAAGCUUCCGUCGGACGAUAUUGUUCCUGAAACACAUUCCACCUUGGUUGUCAGCAGUAAACAUCUUUGUUAUUUACA
Messenger RNA from Ornithodoros turicata, 1464 nucleotides. It is a transcript of the gene Gcat, whose product is annotated as 2-amino-3-ketobutyrate coenzyme A ligase, mitochondrial-like. The transcript has 12 exons. Gene Ontology annotation, cellular component: mitochondrion. Gene Ontology annotation, molecular function: glycine C-acetyltransferase activity; pyridoxal phosphate binding. NCBI's taxonomy places the organism in Eukaryota, Metazoa, Arthropoda, Arachnida, Ixodida, Argasidae. The record is from RefSeq and is a predicted model, not a curated record. Bases 118 to 1377 code for a protein of 419 amino acids. Gene Ontology annotation, biological process: biosynthetic process; L-threonine catabolic process.